This is a messenger RNA of Zophobas morio, 399 nucleotides long. RefSeq lists its product as uncharacterized. Lineage: Eukaryota; Metazoa; Arthropoda; Insecta; Coleoptera; Tenebrionidae. The record is from RefSeq and is a predicted model, not a curated record. The transcript is spliced from 2 exons. Gene Ontology annotation, cellular component: replication fork. The coding region runs from base 1 to 399 and encodes 132 amino acids. Gene Ontology annotation, biological process: DNA replication.
AUGGUGCUACAACACAUCAACUUCUAUACCAAUCAACCGAUCCUCAUGAAAAUUGAUAUACUAAUAACAAAGAGUGAAUUACUAGAGAUUAUUGAAAAUGCCAUCCAAAAAAUCAAACUGAUUCCGCGCAUUCCAAUGGUUCGUACUGAUUUGCCCUUUACAUUCAAACGACUACAGUUUCCUGUGCGUCUUGCUUUCUCGAUGGCAAUCAACAAAGCCCAAGGGCAGUCUCUGCGCGUUGCCGGAUUAAAUUUAGGAAAUCCAUGUUUUUCGCAUGGUCAACUGUAUGUUACUUGCUCCAGAGUAGGAAUUCCAAAAACUUUGUACGUCUAUACACCAAAUCGAAAAACCAAAAAUAUUGUUUACCCACUAGCGUUACUAGAUGUUAGUAUUGAUUAA